Messenger RNA from Glossina fuscipes, 1386 nucleotides. Its product is annotated as hexokinase type 2-like. Gene Ontology annotation, molecular function: mannokinase activity; fructokinase activity; glucokinase activity. Gene Ontology annotation, cellular component: cytosol; mitochondrion. Gene Ontology annotation, biological process: intracellular glucose homeostasis; glycolytic process; glucose 6-phosphate metabolic process. The record is from RefSeq and is a predicted model, not a curated record. NCBI's taxonomy places the organism in Eukaryota, Metazoa, Arthropoda, Insecta, Diptera, Glossinidae. Bases 1 to 1386 code for a protein of 461 amino acids. The transcript has a single exon.
AUGACUGAAGAGGAUACCAAAGAUAAAGGUUCUCAAGUAAAUCGCUCUGUUGUGGAGGAUAUAUGUAAGCCUUUUAUCGUGGGCGAUGAAGUCUACCGCCAAAUUAGAGAUGUUUUUCUGAAUGAAAUUAAAAAAGGCUUGUGCAAAUACACCCAUGAAAGUGCCUCUGUUAAGUGUUUGUUGACUUUUGUGGAAAAACUGCCAAAUGGUUGCGAACGUGGCAAAUUCUUGGCCUUGGAUGUAGGCGGAACAAACUUUCGCAUCUUACUCCUAAAUCUAGAUGGCGGGGAGAAUUUGAAGAUUGAAACAGCAAGUUAUGAAUUGACGGAAUCGCUAAUGACUGGCCCUGGACGCGAUUUGUUCGAUUUUCUUGCAGAAUGCUUAUCCACAUUCAUCCACAAACAAGACCUGCAAAAGGAGGAGCUCAAUUUAGGUUUCACUUUCGCAUUCCCAUUAAAGCAGACCGAAUUGAAUAAAGGUGUCCUCGUCACUUGGACUAAAGCCUUUAGUUGCUCGGGUGUAGUGAACCAUGAUGUUGUUGACUUAUUUAAAGAAGCAAUAAAUCGACGAGACGAUAUUCACAUUAAUAAUAUCGUUAUUUUAAAUGACACGACCGGUACACUAAUCUCUUGCGCUUGGGAUUACCGCGAAACUAAAAUUGCUCUUAUAAUUGGCACCGGCACCAAUACAUGCUACCUGGAAAAGACUAAAUAUAUUGAACUAUUCAACGGUGGCGUUAACGCUAGUCCUACUAUGAUUAUUAACUGUGAAUCUGGUAACUUUGGUAGUGAUGGAUCACUGGAUUUUGUGCGCACCCCAAUCGACCUUAUAUUGGAUAAUAACUCUGUCAAUGCUGGCCAGCAAAUAUAUGAGAAAAUGAUUUCCGGUAUGUAUUUGGGAGAAAUUGUUCGUCUCAUAAUCUUGGAGUGUAUUAAUGCUGGAGCCAUGCUGAACGGGGUUCAUUCUGAGGAGAUAAGUACCCCAAUGUCACUAGACAUAAAGCACAUGUCCGAAAUUGAAGCUGGAGAACCUGGCAAUGAUUCAGCUACCCGGCAAAUUUUUGAAAUAAUGGGCUACAAGCGACCCUCCGAUGAGGAUUGUGAGCACUUGCGUUACAUAUGCAAUGUGGUGUCAACACGGUCAGCCAACAUGGCCGCAGCAACUCUUGCUACUUUAGUUAACCGAGUAGGUGAUCCUUUUGUGGUUAUAGGUGUUGAUGGCACUGUGUAUCGAAUGUAUCCUAAUUAUCCUGAACGCCUACGAAAGAAACUAAAAGAGCUUGCUCGCCCAGAAUAUCAGUUUUGUCUGAAGGUGACAGAAGAUGGCUCCGGACGUGGAGCAGCUUUAUUAGCCGCGACAGUAUUUUCCAAGAAAAGAAGCCCAUAA